CUUCUCCCACCUCCGUCCCGUCCGUAUAUAUUUCGAAUUCCCCCCUCCUCGGCUCCUCCUCUGCCUCGGUGCCUCCCUCAGCGCCUCUCCUCCUUCCCCUCCCCGGCGCUCCGCGUCAAGACCCGCCGUUCCUCGUCGCCCGAUCCGUGCACGUCCGAUCCGCCAGGGGAUGGCCACCUUCGAGCUGUACCGGAGGUCCACCAUUGGCACCUGCCUCACCGAGACGCUGGACGAGCUCGUCUCCAGCGGAGCCGUCAGCCCAGAGCUCGCUAUCCAGGUCCUUGUGCAGUUUGACAAGUCCAUGACUGAGGCGCUGGAGAUGCAGGUCAAGAGCAAGGUUAACGUCAAGGGUCAUCUGCACACCUACAGGUUCUGCGACAAUGUCUGGACCUUCAUUCUAACAGAUGCAACCUUCAAGAGCGAGGAGAUUCAAGAAACACUGGGCAAGGUGAAGAUCGUGGCCUGCGAUUCCAAGUUGCUGCAGCCUCAACAACCAUAAAAGAACCACCACCUGCCCAAUCUCGAUCCCGUCCAGUUUAGCUCAGUUUCAUGCUAUUAUUGGCGCCACCCAAACUUUCCUAGUUCAUGUGAAUUUGCCCCCUCUGAACUUUGUUUGUGUGAAGUUAAGCCAUCGGCCGUGACACUUGACUAGACUAGAGUACCAUGGCUGCCAACAUGUUAUCCGUACUGAAUAUGGAAUAUGGUUUUGCUGCUUUCUGUUGAUAAUUUCACAUGAAUGACUAGAUAAAAGCGUUGAAUUUGACAUUAAUUCA
This is a messenger RNA of Sorghum bicolor (sorghum), 773 nucleotides long. Its product is annotated as transcription initiation factor IIA subunit 2. Gene Ontology annotation, molecular function: TBP-class protein binding; RNA polymerase II general transcription initiation factor activity. The transcript is spliced from 4 exons. Gene Ontology annotation, cellular component: transcription factor TFIIA complex. The record is from RefSeq and is a predicted model, not a curated record. Gene Ontology annotation, biological process: transcription initiation at RNA polymerase II promoter; RNA polymerase II preinitiation complex assembly. Lineage: Eukaryota; Viridiplantae; Streptophyta; Magnoliopsida; Poales; Poaceae. Bases 170 to 499 code for a protein of 109 amino acids.